Molecule: messenger RNA, 624 nt
Organism: Cucurbita moschata (crookneck pumpkin)
Lineage: Eukaryota; Viridiplantae; Streptophyta; Magnoliopsida; Cucurbitales; Cucurbitaceae
Product: VQ motif-containing protein 11-like
Exons: 2
Coding region: 41-571 (176 amino acids)
Source: RefSeq, a predicted model, not a curated record
UCUCUCUCUCUCUCUCCCUCUCUCUUUCUCUCUCUCUCCGAUGGAAAAGCAUCUAACCACCAUCUCUUCGCCACCGCCGCCUCCGCUGUCAACUUCUCCGACCACCUUCGUCCAAGCCGACCCAAACUCCUUCAGAGACCUCGUCCAGAAGCUCACCGGCUUUUCCGGUCACUCCGAAAAGCUGCCGGUUACCCACCUCUCCAAACUUUCCUCUUCGAAUCCCUUACCUCCCGCCACAGACCAUCAUACCGGUCCCCGCCGGUCUCCGUUCAAGCUCCAAGAGCGCCGUCACACAAUACGAAAGCUAGAGAUCAAACUCGGCCCCACUGGAAUUUUCAAAAACUCGCCGAGUCACCCUCGCCGAUUCGACUCGCCCAUUCCGAGUCCGGUUACGCCUCUCGCCGCCGAGUUCCGGUUUUUACGGAAGCCCAGCGCAGCCUCGCCACUGACGCCGCCGGUAACGGCAGAGGAUAAAGCCAUAGCCGACGGCGGCUUUUACCUUCACCCGUCUCCGAGGAGCUCACAGCCGCCGGAGCUCUUGAAUUUGUUCCCGUCUAAAUUCGCCAAUUGAGCAAUCUCAAAAUGCAUAAAAGAACGAAAAUGAAAAUUGGGGGUUCCUUUUUU